Messenger RNA from Myzus persicae (green peach aphid), 1302 nucleotides. RefSeq lists its product as uncharacterized. The transcript has a single exon. The annotation marks the transcript as partial. Lineage: Eukaryota; Metazoa; Arthropoda; Insecta; Hemiptera; Aphididae. The record is from RefSeq and is a predicted model, not a curated record.
AUGUGUUUACUGACGGGUGAGACUCCGGAGACAGAUUUGGAAAGAAUAAUUGUGACAUUCUGGAGGCUCGAGGAGUAUGGAGAAAAAAAAGUAUACACUUUGGAAGAAAAGGCGUGUAAAAAUGAUUUUGACAAAAAUGUCAAACGGAACGGUAGUGGUAGGUUUGUCGUACACUUACCAUUCAAAAAAGAUAAACCUAAAUUAGGAAACUCGUACGAGAUAGCAAAGCGUCGGCUGUUAUCGUUUGAAAGGCGUUUCCAGAGGGAUCCGAAAUUAAAGACGGAAUAUUGUAAUUUUAUGUCUGAAUAUGAAAAACUUGGGCAUAUGGAGAUUAUCGGUGAAGAUGAUAACGGCAGCACCGGAGAGUCAUACUAUAUACCGCAUCACGCAGUCCGUAAUGAAAAUAGUACUACUACAAAAUUACGCGUAGUAUUUGACGCAUCGUGUAAAACCGAUACGGGCAUUAGUCUUAAUGACAUUUUAAUGAAGGGGCCUGCGAUUCAAGACGAGUUGUUAUAUAUAUUAGCGCGUUUCCGGACGUAUAAUUACGUUUUAUCGGCGGAUAUAGAGAAAAUGUAUCGCCAGAUUUUGGUCACAGAAAAUCAUCGAAGUUAUCAACGCGUAUUAUGGCGAGCAAAUUCAACGCAACCGAUACAAAAUUAUCAACUUAAUACGUUAACGUACGGCACAGUUCCCGCAUCAUAUUUGGCAACGGCGUGUUUGGAAAAAUUGGCAGAAGCUGAAUACGAAAAUUAUCCCGAUGUGUGUUUGUCAAUCGUAAGAAAUUUUUAUAUGGACGAUUACUUAGGGGGUGCCAUGAAUAAAUCGGAAGUAUUAAAAUUACGAGAUAAUCUUACGACAAUUAUGAAAAAUGCGGGCUUGGUAUUGCGUAAAUGGAUGUCUAAUGUUAGCGACCUAAUCGCAGACGUUCAAUGUACCAGCGGCGGAGUGCGGGCGGUGGGCGAUACUAGGUCAACAAAGAUAUUAGGACUAAAUUGGAAUUCAGAUAAUGAUGUGCUGUUAUACACCGUGCGCCAAAUAGAUGAUAAACUAAUAACAACAAAACGAAAAAUAUUAUCCGAAAUCGCGACCAUAUUUGACCCGUUAGGACUACUCUGUCCAGUAAUAGUAAAUGCAAAGUUAAUAAUGCAAAACCUGUGGCAGGUAAAGGCUGGUUGGGAUGAGCCACUACCGGAGAGCAUUCAAAACGAAUGGCUUAAAUGUCGGGACGGCCUGUCACAGUUAAACGAAAUAUCAAUACCACGAAAAAUAAUAUGCGACGGUAUAAAGAUAGAAUUUCAA